Messenger RNA from Trichoderma atroviride IMI 206040, 786 nucleotides. The record is from RefSeq and is a predicted model, not a curated record. Lineage: Eukaryota; Fungi; Ascomycota; Sordariomycetes; Hypocreales; Hypocreaceae.
AUGAACGUUCAAGAUAAAAUUGUCGUCGUUACAGGAGGCCUUUCUGGCCUCGGCGCAGCGACAGUCAAGCUUAUGCGCAGCCUCGGCGCGUCAAUAGCCGUGUUUGACUUGCAGCUCCCAAAGAGCGCUUCGAGCAGUGCCGUUGAAUUGCAGGGCCAGAAAUACUUCAAGGUUGAUGUUUCGAAGACGGAGGACGUCGCUGCGGCGGUGGAGGGCGUUGUUGCUUGGAGUAAGGAGACGAAGAAGCCGAUUGCUGCGGUGGUUUGCUGCGCUGGGUUUCUUGGGCCGGCAAAGAUUCUCUCAAAGAGCGGAAAACCUCUUUUACUUGAGACGUUCAAAAAGGUCGUCGACAUCAGCCUCACCGGCACAGUCGACGUCAUCCGCCAAAUCGUGCCUUACAUGUCAACCCAACCUGCUGAUCCCGACGGCUCCCGCGGCGUCGUCAUAACAGUCUCCUCGGCCGCCGCUUUCGACGGCCAAGAAGGCCAAGUCUCGUACAGCGCAGCCAAGGGCGCCCUCGCAUCUCUGACGCUUCCGCUGGCGAGGGAUCUCUCGCGGUGGGGGAUCAGAGCGGUGUGUAUCGCGCCGGGCAUGUUUGAUACGGGCAUGGUGGAGGGCAUGCCGGAUAAGGCGAGGGAGAGCUUGAACAAGACGCUGGAGUUUCCGGCGAGGGCGGGGAGGCCGGAGGAGUUUGCGCAGAUGGUGAAGAGUGUGGUUGAGAAUGGCAUGUUGAAUGGGACGGUGAUUCGGCUGGAUGGGGCGGCGAGGAUGCCGAGUCGGUUGUGA